This is a messenger RNA of Hemiscyllium ocellatum (epaulette shark), 5601 nucleotides long. Its product is annotated as eosinophil peroxidase-like. The coding region runs from base 26 to 2518 and encodes 830 amino acids. The transcript has 15 exons. NCBI's taxonomy places the organism in Eukaryota, Metazoa, Chordata, Chondrichthyes, Orectolobiformes, Hemiscylliidae. Gene Ontology annotation, biological process: response to oxidative stress. Gene Ontology annotation, molecular function: heme binding; peroxidase activity. The record is from RefSeq and is a predicted model, not a curated record.
GCAGAAGGAAUAGAAGGUCCUCAGAAUGGCCUCUCUGUGGUCCUUCGGUGUCCUCCUUGCUGGAUUUGUUCUGCUUCAGAUUGAUGGAAUUUGUGCAGGUGAUGGCGUAUUCCUGGGCAGCCCAUUUGUACAAACAGCUUUACGUGAAGCCAUUGAACAGGUGGACAAAGCAUACAAGGAGACCCGAAUUAUCCAUAAACAGCGGCUAAGCAAAAGAUCCUUGAAGUCUGCUGACCUCCUGCGUUUCUUCAAAAUCCCAGUGGCAGAAACCAGGGUUGUUGUGCGGUCAGCAGAGUACAUGGAAAACACAUUGCGCCUCAUUCAGCAGCAUGUCCAUCGAAUCCACAAACGCUCAAUGAAUACAACAGAUUUAUUAAGGGCAGAUGACCUGGAUGCCAUUGCACGUGUCACAGGCUGUCUAAUCAUACGUCAGCCCCCAAAAUGUGAAACCGGCUGUUUUGAAGACAGAUACAGGACCUUCACCUCUGUGUGCAACAACAGGAAGAAGCCUCGCCUGGGAUCAUCCCAUAUUGCACUCACCCGAUGGCGCCCAGCUCGCUAUGAAGAUGGGUGUUCACUUCCACUGGGCUGGACCCCAAACAGACGAAUAUUAAGAUCUGUUCUGCCACUGCCUCGCCUAGUGUCAAAUGUAAUCCUGAGAACACCCAAUGAUGCCGUGGUCAUGGAUCUAGACAACUCUCACAUGCUAAUGCAGUGGGGUCAGUGGCUUGAUCAUGAUUUGAGCUUAAGCCCUCAUUCUCCCAGCAUCCGGACCUUCAGUGACGGCAUUGACUGUGAAAGAACCUGUAUUCAAAGAAAUCCCUGCUUCCCAAUACGGAUCCCUGAAAAUGAUACCAGGAUCACAGAUACUGACACAUGCUUGCCAUUUUUCCGGUCAGCUCCUGCGUGUGGCACUGGUAAGCUGGGUGCAUUAUUUGGAGAUGUCAACACUCGUCAGCAGAUCAACGUACUUACAUCUUUCAUUGAUGUGAGUGAAGUCUAUGGCAGCACAGACUGUGUGGCCUACAAACUCAGAAACCUCACUAAUGAACUUGGCCUAUUAGCUGUCAAUGAGGAAUUCUCUGACAAUGGACGAGAAUAUUUACCAUUUAACACCAUUUCAAGCAAUCUUUGUGGAAAUAUGGCGGAAAGUUGUUUCACAAGUGAAAAUUCAACUCCAUGUUUUCUAGCUGGGGAUGUACGUGUCAAUGAGCAACUGGGGUUGACAGCUAUGCACACAUUAUUUCUCCGGGAACACAAUCGUUUAGCGAGAGAGUUGAAGAAGCUGAAUCCUCACUGGAGCGGAGAUACAACCUACCAGGAAGCGAGAAAAAUCCUGGGAGCUUUUCAGCAGAUAAUAACCUACAAAGAAUAUCUUCCCCUGGUAAUUGGAGAUAAUGCAACAAAAGUAUUUCUCCCACCUUAUGAAGGCUAUAAUGAGUCUGUCGAUCCCGGUAUUGCCAAUGUUUUCUCAACAGCAUGUUUACGUCUUGGUCAUCUCAUGAUUAAACCACUGGUGUUCCGCCUUGAUGAAAACUACCAGGAACACCCUAAAUUCGGAAACGUUUUACUGCACGAGGCUUUCUUCACUCCUGGGAGACUGAUCAAGGAAGGUGGACUUGAUCCCCUCAUGCGAGGAUUGGUGGGUAGUCCAGCUAAAUUGCAGGUACAAGGUCGGAUGAUGCACGACGAAUUGCGGGAGAGACUGUUUGAACUAACCACCGAGUUAGGCAUGGACCUGGGUUCCUUGAAUUUACAGCGUUCCCGAGAUCACGGGCUCCCAGGUUACAAUGAGUGGCGGAGAUUCUGUGGCCUUCCAACACCUAGGGGUAGGGGUGGUCUCAGGCGAAUUCUCCAGAAUUGGACGUUAGCAGAUGAGCUCAUCAGGUUGUAUAGAACGCCAGAAAAUAUCGACGUGUGGGUGGGGGCAAUCUCCGAACCCUUCGUAAAAGGUGGCAGAGUGGGCCCUUUGUUGGCUUGUUUAGUGGGACUACAAUUCAAGAACCUGAGAAAUGGCGACAGAUUCUGGUGGGAAAAUGAUGAAACGUUUCCUGCCCACCAGCGUCAGGCUCUUAAAGCCGCCUCUUUGUCCAGAAUAAUCUGUGAUAACACAGACAUUCAGUUCCUUCCUCAGAAAGCCUUUAAAUUCCAUUCAUUUCCAAUAGGAUUUGUAAACUGCAGCAACAUCCCUCAGGUCGACCUGAGUGCGUGGAGGGAGCAUGUGCAAGUGACCCCCUGUGGCCCAGUUCCUGUUGUUUAUCAUGGCUUUUUCUCAAUGUGUGAGUCUUCAGUCAAGUAUAGUUGUGAGUCUGGAUUUAAGCUGGUGGGAGGAGACACGAUAACCUGUUUGAGUAAUGGAAAGUGGAACCAAAAACCACCUGGCUGUAUAGUUUUCCAUGAAAGUUAUAAAGCUCCACACCACAGUGGAUCAAUGGAACAUGAAGUUAAAACUGAAAAUCCCGCCUUUUCUGUCGAACCACAAACAGCCAAUCUGACAAAGAGCACAUCAAUUCCAUGAGUGAGGGAGAUCUUCAAUAAUCAAGGAGUUUUCAACUGUAAAACUGGAAUCUUCACUUGUCAGAUACCUGGUGCUUAUCUAUUUUUAUUUCACUGUGAAAUGAGUCGAAAUGCAGUAAUUGCUCUUCAAAAAACUAAUGUAACAGAAUAUAGAACAGAUCUGUUGGAACAAAGAACUAGGAUAAGUAUUGUAUCAGGAAGCACCAUUAUUUCGCUAAGUAUUGGUGAUCGAGUUUGGUUAGUGACUGAGAAUGGUAUAAUGUCACCUUUCAGUUAUUUUUCAGGCUGUAUGUUGCAUUAGUGUGUUUCCUUUGCUUCUAGACAUAUAUAACAAUCUUUACGUGUACAUUGGUAGAAGGAUCUGCUCCAGGAUUUCCACAGUCACCAGAAUUAGGCAAUCAGAAGCCUAAUUUACAACAGACAAGCUGCUCUCCAUUCUCCUCCUGAUUGAUGUAUAGAACAAAGCUAUCCUUGUUGCAGAUGUCUGAUCUCAGGAUCUAGUUCAGUCUCUAACUCCCCUGCCCAAGAUUAUACCAAGAUAAUGCUGGGAUUAUUCAACCAAAGAGCUGAUAUGUUAACAGUGCAAUUGAAGAUUACAUUUUCACAAGCAUCAUUUCUCACUGAAAUACACUCACAGAUAUGAAACACACAGCAAACAUUAAUUGUUUAAUUCAUUCUCUCAGCACUAUGCAUUCUGUUUUAUAUUAUCUGCAGCCCAUCAUUUGUUCUGUUGAGGGAAUCGUAAAAGAAUAAUCCACAAUAAAAUGCUAAGCAAGACAUUUAUCAGCUUUCUUGAACUCAAAUAAACAGGUUGAGUGAAAAUGCUCUCAGUCAAUUCUAACAGGUCUCAUUAAUACAAUAAUGUCACAUUUGAUGCUCAUUUCUUUCACACUUUUAAUUGGCAAUUUGAAGGACAUCCUUUUAAUACAGUAACUAUCACACCAUUUUCAAUCACCUUAAUACUUCAGAAUCCCUGUGGAAACCAAUUGUCUUAACAUUAACUCACUCCUAAUUCUUCCUAGCAAAAUAUUCAAUGUUCCCGAUUUAUUCCUUUACACUGCAUGGGGAAUGGCUCCAAAAGAUUCACAUUGUCAGUGAAGAAAUUAUUUCAAAUAAUUUGUAAAACCUUCUCAACAUUAAAAUGUCCUAUCUUUAAAAUUGGUAAUAUUACCAAGACUUUCCUACAACUGUGCUCUCUCUCGGCCGCAGAAUUCAAUCUGUCUCUAUCCCUCACAGCUGUAUUCCAGUAUGCUGCAGCAUACGUCAUAGAUGUGCCAAGGUGUGUACAUAUAGGCCUGAUUCUUAUUGUCAUUGUAUCAACAUUGGGAUUACUAACAUCACACCUCUUUGCACUUGCUCCAGAGUGUUAGUAAUUAUCGUACACAGACCUGAACUGAAUACAAUCCCCAAUUUAUCAGUGCAUUGUUAAGUCACAGUGUAAUCUCUUAAUUUUCUGUUUCUCUAGUUAUAUAUUUUAGCAUUGUAUUAACCUUUGAGAUUAUCUCAGUACAUUGAGCAGACAUUGGAAGUGACUGGUUCACUAUGCCAGAAUCUCCUUUUUAAAAGCCUGUUCUGCAGCUGAAUCUAAGUCCCUACAAACUUUUCAUUAUGCAAAUAUUGUCACCAUGAAAACUUGUAUUGCUUCCUGAGUGCUCAAUAGUACUCUUUCAAGUUUUUGGCGUAUUCUCUGUCUUAGUUACUCCAUCUGUUUCUGUAACAAAGGAAUGAACCAUCUAAAAUUUCCUGUUAAAUUUGUGCCUGAUAGUUUUCACCUGGACCAAACUCUAGGCCCUGCAAAACGGUAUAAACAUCUGGUUACAAUAUGAUGGUUGACUUUCUGGUCUCGAGAAUGCAAUUCUAUGGAGAUGUUAAUAGGACAAUAAAUUUUCAUGUAUGACUUUAUAGCCAUCCUGUAUAAGAGCUGUUAUAUAUCCUGGGCUGUAAAUACUGACCACAAUGCACUGACAUGACCGGUUUCUAGAACAGAAUGUUUUUCGUGAAUCUGUUAUAGUUAAUGAUAAUCAUGAUAUUGGGUCAGGAUAUCUAGUUAUGAUCAUUUACAGACUCUUCUGUGAGAUUGAAUAUCUAAUAUUAAUAAUAAGGACAAAAAUAGUUAGUCAUUGUAUCUGCUCUAAUCUGACUUCUAUAUUCAUGGUGAAAUUGUACUUCAAUCACUCAUUGUUAGUGAUUGAAUACUGUGGGAGAAACUGAAUCUGGUGAAUUUUAUAUCGCCAGCUGCUGUUUAACAUUAAAGAGAUAAAGGCAUUCAUUUGAAUUCUUUAGCUUCAUAGUGUUACUAACCUGUUCCUAUUUAUGAUUAUUCUGUCUGUUCUCCUUUGACAUGUUAUCAAACCAGAUUCAUAGUACUGCUUUGUCAAACGUUGGUUGAUGCCCUGUGAUAGCUCUUGGCUAACAAGAAUUCUCCUUCAUGCCCAUUAACAAUCUGAAGAUGGUAUUUAUUGGAAGAGAGAAGUUAAGGUUUAAAGUGAGAUAAAUAUGCUAUCAUCAAACCUUGUGGCACAGUGUUAGGGUCUCUAAUUCCCAACAAGAAGAAAGAAAAAACAAGGAACUGUGGAUGCUGAAAAUCUUAAUCAAACACUUGCAGAUUGUUGUUGAAACUGAGAGAAAAUAGAGUUAACAUGUUGAGUUCAGUGACCCUUCUUCAGAACUUCAGAGGCGUGUAAUCUCAUCACUGAACAGGUUGAAAAGACUAUUUGCCCUGUCAUUAGGUUAACAAUGAUGUACAAUACAAGCUGCAGCUUCAGCCCACUCAUUACCCAAGUCCCCACUGACCAUUCCUCUGACAGUAAGAUCCAUUUAUCGUAGGUAGACUGUGAAUAGUUUCUUCGAGACAGAUCCUCAUGAACACUGAAGAUUGAUCAUUUUUCUUCAUAAGCACCUGAUUUAUAUUCUUCAGCUUUCAAACAUAUAUCACUUGUUCUAAAAAAAAUUGAAGUCAAUUAUGACAAUCACUUUGAUUUAUGUAGACCUAUAUUAGUAUGGUUGAUGUUGAAAAUGUUUCAUUUAUUUUCUGAGAAAUUGUAGUGAAUCCAUUUUGAAAUAAUUAGUCAACAAUUUGUAAGA